AAUGUAGUGAACGUUCUUAUUGUUUUUAUGAAUAGUGAGUGAGGAGGAAAAAAUACCUAUGCUUCUAUUGUUUUUCUCACUAAUGAUACUUGUGUUGCUAAAUAUUAAACAUGGGCGUUGACCGCACAUAAGCUUUAAUAGUUCCAAGAAAAGGAAAAUUAAUGGAACCCAACAACAAUAUAAAGAACAUCCGAUAAUCUAUUAAUCCUUGUGAUCUUUAUGCCUAUUAAAAAUUUUACCACCUAUCAGAAUAUGUUUACAAAACAUUUGUGCCUUGGGCUAAUAUGGCUAAUAACUUUAAGAGCCACUGCUUCUCAGCAACAACUACAGCAACAACAACAACAACAGCAACAGCAAGAUAAUUUCUUUCAACAAAAUCAAUAUUCCACACCCAGCAACUAUGAUGAUCCCUACAAUGGCGCCAAUGUAAAUUUGAAUAAUUUUAGUCAAAACGAUCGCAAUCGCUAUCGCACCGAUGAUUUGGAUAACGAGCCUAGUUUGGCGAAUCGUGGCAAAACUUUGUACAAUAACAAAAAUGCCUUUUUGGAGAUAUAUCAUGCCAAGGAGCCUACUUACUUCAUAGUGGCUUCACGUAUGGUACGUCCAGGACUUAUUUACCAAGUGGCUGUUAAUAUACUGCAAGCUCAAUAUCCUAUGACCAUUCAUGCUGGUAUAUCCUGUGAUGGUGUGCAAAUUAGUGGCGAUUCUAAAGAUGUUAAGGAGGGUAUACCGGAAACUUUGCUAAUGCGAAUACCGCCUACUAGUGUCGGCGGUGAAUAUAAAUUGCGCGUGGAAGGUUUCUAUCAAAACGUAUACGGAGGUUUUGCCUUCUUGAAUGAGACGUAUUUGCAAUUCUCCCAGCGUUCUAUGACUAUAUUUAUACAAACUGAUAAGCCCUUAUACAUGCAGGGCGAAACCGUACGUUUUCGCACAAUACCUAUCACGACCGAAUUGAAAGGUUUCGAUAAUGCCGUUGAUGUGUACAUGUUGGAUCCGAAUCGACAUAUAGUACGACGUUGGUUAUCUAGACAAUCCAACUUAGGCUCUGUUUCCCUAGAGUAUAAGAUUUCCGAUCAGCCAACUUUCGGCGAAUGGACGAUACGAGUUAUUGCCCAGGGGCAACAAGAGGAAGGUCAUUUUACAGUCGAAGAAUAUUAUCAGACUCGGUUUGAAGUUAAUGUUACUAUGCCAGCAUAUUUCUUCAACACUGAUCCUUAUAUCUAUGGUCGAGUUAUGGCCAAUUUUACUAGUGGCGCUCCCGUACGCGGCAAUCUCACUUUGAAGGCGACUAUACGUCCAAUCGGUUACUUUGAUAAUCAAGCUCUCAACGAAAAAUUUCGUUUGGGUAGAUCAUCUUUUCGGUCAACAAAUGCGUAUUACGAUCAGAAUCGUUACAAUAUUCAAUACAAUCCAAAUUCGCCUGAGCAACGAGAAGAGGAUAGAAUAAGAGAAGAGCAAUAUUAUCGUAGUCAAUACGUGAUAGAAAGACUAUAUCAAUUUGAUGAGGAGUGGCCAUUUUGGAUAACAAAGCCGGACGUACAAGAAACUUAUGAUCCUUGGACAGGCGAUUACCGUAAAACACUGCCUUAUUUACGGUAUUUUAAUGGAACAUUCGAUUUUAAAUGGCCAAUGCGGGAAUUGGAAUUAUUAGCACCCAAUUUAGCAGGAAUGGAAGUCCUGAUAACAGCUACCGUGGGUGAAAAGUUUUAUGAUGAAAUAAUUUCAGGCUACAGUAUAGCACGCGUUUACAAUUCUAGUAUAAGAGUAGCUUUUCUUGGUGACAGCCCUCAAGUUUUUAAACCUGCUAUGCCCUUCACCACGUACCUUGUGGUUGAAUAUCAUGAUGGUUCGCCAUUGGAUGAGUAUACCUUAAAGCAUUCCGGGAUUAUGGAAGUCAGCGGAUUUGUGGAGAGCAAAUCUGGAGGACGCAGAGAGUGGCCUGCUCAACGACUAAAUAUGAACCCGCAAACUCCAGGUGUCUGGGAAGUAAAAAUUGACUUGCGUAAUGAUUUGCAGUUAGAUGAUCGGGCCCAAUCCAGAGAUUUUUUGAAUGGUGUUACACAAAUGCGUUUGCAGGCAAACUUUAUAGACUCAAGAGGCGAACGUGCUCAGAAGGAUUUAUUGUUAGUAGGCCAUUAUUCUCCUCGCAAUCAGCAUAUCAAAGUAACUACAAGCACGGAGUCCCCUACCGUGGGGGAAUAUAUCAUUUUUCAUAUACGCACUAAUUUUUUCUUGGAAGAAUUCAGUUACCUAAUUAUGUCGAAAGGUGUUAUAUUAAUGAAUGAUCGGGAAACGAUACGCGAAGGCAUCCGCACCAUUGCCGUAGUGCUAAGUGCUGAAAUGGCACCGGUAGCGACAAUUGUUGUUUGGAAGAUUACACAACAAGGUCAGAUUGUUGCCGACUCGCUAACUUUUCCAGUAAAUGGUAUUUCUCGAAAUAACUUCACUGUUUACAUUAAUAAUCGCAAGGCAAGAACGGGUGAGAAAGUCGAGGUGGCUAUCUUUGGGGAACCCGGUUCCUAUGUAGGACUUUCGGGCAUUGAUAGCGCUUUCUACACCAUGCAAGCAGGCAAUGAAUUGACUUAUGCAAAAAUUAUCACAAAAAUGUCCAAUUUUGAUGAGCAAACCAAUGGCACAUAUAAGCAUAUUUGGAAUUCACAUUCUGGAAAUCCAGAUGAAUUAAUUUAUUUCCCUGCCUCAUCUUUCGGUAUUGAUGCAAACCGCACUUUUGAAUAUAGUGGCUUGAUUGUGUUCACGGAUGGUUAUGUACCGCGCAGAGGCGAAAAUUGCAAUCGUACUCUAGGUUUAGGAGAAUGUUUAUCAGGGCGUUGUUAUCGCUUGGAAAAACAAUGUGAUGGCGUAUUUGACUGCGACGAUGGUACUGAUGAAAUUAGUUGUCGCGCUCGUAAUGACACUGAUCUCUUAAAUUAUCGUAAAUACCGCUUUAAUCGCGUACUGAGGCAUUAUGAGAAUGUUUGGCUUUGGAGAGAUGUAAAUAUCGGACCACACGGACGUUAUAUUUUUAAUGUUGAAGUGCCUGACAUACCCGCUUAUUGGAUGGUUAGCGCAUUCAGCGUAAGUCCUUCCAAGGGCUUCGGUAUGUUGAGCAGGGCGAUUGAAUACGUGGGUGUACAGCCGUUCUUCAUCAAUGUUGAAAUGCCCGAUAAUUGUCGGCAAGGAGAACAAGUAGGCAUAAGAGUGACAGUUUUCAAUUACAUGAUUACAGCUAUUGAGGCCACUGUCGUAUUACACGAUAGCUUGGACUAUAAAUUCGUUCAUGUCGAGGAAGAAGGUAUUGUUCGGUCUUAUAAUCCUCGUACAUCAUUUGGAGAACAUCAAUUCUUUAUAUAUUUGGAAGCUCAGGACUCCACAGUAGUUUAUGUGCCUAUUGUGCCGCAACGUCUUGGCGAUAUACAUGUUACGUUACACGUUGCUACACUUUUAGGCACUGACGAAAUUACGCGGAAACUCCAUGUAGAGUCGGACGGUUUGCCUCAAUAUCGCCACCAAUCAAUUUUACUGGAUCUUUCAAACCGUGCUUACGUCUUUGAAUAUAUGCAUGUAAAUAUUACCCAGACACCGGAGAUUCCCUACCAAGUAGACCGAUACUUCGUUUACGGGUCAAAUAAAGCACGCAUUUCGGUAGUCGGUGAUGUCGUGGGUCCAAUUUUCCCAACGAUGCCUGUGAACGCUACUUCAUUGCUUCAUUUGCCCAUGGAAUCAGCCGAACAAAAUGCGUUCUCUUUCGCCGCAAAUGUUUACACACUUCUAUAUAUGCGCCUGAUUAACCAGCGAAAUAAGACUCUGGAGAAACAAGCUUUUUACCAUAUGAACAUCGCUUACCAACGUCAGUUGAGUUUCAUGAAAUCGGACGGAUCAUAUGCUUCGUUUCGCUCGGAUUGGAAUAAUUCAGAUUCCUCCGUGUGGCUAACUGCAUAUUGUGUGCGCAUUUUCCAAGAGGCGUCAUUCUACGAAUGGGAAAACUUUAUCUACAUAGAUCCUACUAUCAUUGAGAAAAACAUACGAUGGCUGCUGCAACAUCAGACGUCUGAAGGCGGCUUUUAUGAAAUAACCUGGUCGCCGGAUCGCAAGAUGAAUCGUACAAAUUUCGCAAAUCAUACCUUUUUGCAAAACCGUAAUAUUACUUUAACGUCGCAUGUUCUAAUUACAUUGGCUACGGUUAAAGACUUAUCAGGCUCCCUAGGAGCACGAGUAGCACUGGCUCAGCAGCGCGCCAUUUCUUGGAUUGAGCGCAAUAUGCAGUUUUUACAAGACACCAAGGAGCCGUAUGAUGUAGCAAUUACCGCUUAUGCUCUACUAUUGUGUGGAUCGCCCAUGGCUGAGCAUGUUUUCAGUAUUUUAAGAACACAUGCUCGCAUUGUAGGGGACUAUAUGUACUGGGGUUAUAAAGAGUUACCUGAUCCGCCAAAAAAAUUAGAAAAUCAAAAGUUGUUUUCACUGCCCAGACUGCCGUACGAGUAUGAUUCAGUGAAUAUCGAGACCACGUCCUAUGCUUUGAUGGUCUAUGUAUCACGACGUGAAUACGUAGUAGAUCCAAUAGCUCGUUGGCUAAAUGCUCAGCGCCUGUAUGACGGUGGUUGGGCUUCAACCCAAGACACCAGCGUAGCGUUACGCGCUUUAGUCGAGUAUACAGUGCAUUCACGCUUACGUGAGGUAUCUUCACUAACCGUAGAAAUAGAAGCCUCAUCAGCGGGAGGUAAACCAAGAACUUUGCAUAUCGAUGACACAAAUUUGGCACAAUUACAAUCGAUUGAGAUACCUGACGCUUGGGGCACUGUUAAAGUGCAGGCCAAAGGUACCGGUUACGCUAUUUUGCAAAUGCAUGCACAAUACAAUGUUGAUAUUGAGAAAUUUCAAACAAAGCCUCCUGUACCUGCAUUCGGUUUGUACACUAAAGCUAUUUUCCAUGGCCGAAAUCAGUCACAUAUUUCAUAUUUAACGUGUCAAAACUGGAUCAAUAUAGAAGAAUCGGAAAGAUCGGGUAUGGCGGUAUUAGAUGUCACCAUACCUACUGGCUAUUGGAUACAGCAGCAAAAACUGGACUCUUACGUAUUAAGCAAUCGAGUACGGAAUUUACGGCGGGCCAAAUAUAUGAAUCAGAAAGUGAUUUUCUACUUUGAUUACUUGGACCAAGAGGAUAUUUGCAUUAAUUUCACUAUAGAACGUUGGUAUCCUGUAGCGAAUAUGUCUCGUUACCUGCCUAUACGAGUUUAUGAAUAUUAUGCGCCAGAACGUUUUAACGAAACCAUAUUCGAUGCUUUGCCUACAUAUUUAUUAAAUAUAUGUGAAGUUUGCGGCAGCUCGCAGUGUCCAUAUUGCUCUAUAUAUAACGUAGGCUGGCGUGCAAGCAUGUCCUUAUUUUUGCUCUUCUUUAGUGCAUUUAUUUCUCUAAUGCGCCAUCAUGAUCAUAUUUCCAUUUUAAAUAUGUUGAAAUUAAUGACAUUCUAGUGAAACUUAAACUCUAUGCUUUCUUUUUUAUAUAUAGUCUCUUCCUUACUCUAUCAUUGUCACCCAAGUGUUAUAAGUCAAAUGUUAACCAAACAUAAUUUUACAUUGCUUGCUAAAUGAACAAAAAUCCGUCCAUUAUUACAUUAAUACUAAGUACAAAAUGUAGCAAAGAUUUUUAUAACCAUAAACUUUUAGAGUGAACCUAUAAAAAAUGAAUUUGCGAAAUUAUUCAACAGAAAAACACAUAGUGUUUUUUUCUGUAAAGAAAGUAACUGAAGCAGGAUGUAUGUAAACGUCUCAAACGAAAACACGAAUAAAAAAAUAUAAUAUUUUAAAAGUGAAUUUCAGAUCAAAACUUAAUUUUGUAUUACAUUCUAAAAAACGCUUUUGUUGAAAAUGGUUUUGUAAUAAAA
Molecule: messenger RNA, 5882 nt
Organism: Glossina fuscipes
Lineage: Eukaryota; Metazoa; Arthropoda; Insecta; Diptera; Glossinidae
Gene: Mcr
Product: CD109 antigen
Exons: 7
Coding region: 220-5469 (1749 amino acids)
Cellular component (GO): extracellular region
Molecular function (GO): protein binding; endopeptidase inhibitor activity
Source: RefSeq, a predicted model, not a curated record